Molecule: messenger RNA, 1396 nt
Organism: Tripterygium wilfordii
Lineage: Eukaryota; Viridiplantae; Streptophyta; Magnoliopsida; Celastrales; Celastraceae
Product: ADP-ribosylation factor GTPase-activating protein AGD12-like
Exons: 9
Coding region: 300-1292 (330 amino acids)
Molecular function (GO): phospholipid binding; GTPase activator activity
Source: RefSeq, a predicted model, not a curated record
AAUUAUGAUAAGUCAAAAGUGUGUGCCUCGCACUAGUUUGAUCUCUUUGUUCUUCACUUUUGGAUUGACUUACCGGGAAAUUCUGUAUUCUCCAUGACCCACCAGGAGUGUUCCUUAAUUCCUUUUUGCCUGAACAUUGGCAGAUAUACUAUCUCUCUUCCCAGACAAUUGGCUGCUUAGAUUUUAUCUAUAUAUUCCUUAUUAACCGCUAAUUUGGGAAUCUCUCUUUUGGGCUCACGUUCUUCAGACUACUUUGUUGAUGUACAGUUAUUGAAUGAUUGUGGGUUCUUUGAAGAGCAAUGAGCCAUUCACUUGACCUUGGGAGAGCUGCCUCAGGUAAAAGGAGGUUAAAAGAUUUAUUGCUUCAAAGUGAUAAUCGAAAGUGUGCCGAUUGUGGUGCUCCAGAUCCUAAAUGGGCGUCAGCAAAUAUCGGAGUCUUUAUAUGCUUGAAAUGUUGUGGUGUGCACAGAAGCCUUGGUACACAUAUUUCAAAGGUUUUAUCUGUGACAUUGGAUGAAUGGUCCGACGAGGAAGUUGAUUCCAUGAUGGAAGUUGGAGGAAAUUCGUCUGCUAAUUCAAUAUAUGAGGCUUUUAUACCUGAAGGAUUCAGAAAGCCUGGACCAGAUUCAGGUCAUGAUGAGCGUACAAAAUUCAUCAGGGCCAAGUAUGAGCUUCAAGAAUUUCUGAAACCCAGCUUGAGGAUAACAUCAGGAAAGAGUGUUUCGCUCCAAUCAAGUGUUUCCAGAAAGAUAAUUGAUAGUUUCCGUUCACAGUCAACGCAAUCGAAGUCAAACUCGGAAGGCAUGGUGGAAUUCAUUGGGUUGUUGAAGGUCAAAGUGAUUAGAGGCAUAAAUCUAGCGAUCAGAGAUAUGAUGACGAGUGAUCCUUAUGUUGUUCUGAAUCUUGGGCAGCAGACUGUCCAGACGACUAUCAUCAAGAGCAACUUGAAUCCAAUCUGGAAUGAGGAACUCAUGCUCUCUGUUCCUCAGGAUUUUGGGCCCGUAAAGUUGAAAGUGUUUGAUUACGAUACAUUUUCAGCGGAUGACAUAAUGGGAGAAGCAGAGAUCGAUAUCCAGCCCCUGAUAACGUCAGCCAUGGCAUUCGGGGAUCCAGAAAUGUUCGGAGACAUGCAAAUCGGGAAAUGGCUGAAAUCACACGACAAUGCCCUAAAAGAAGACAGCAUCAUCAACAUCGCCCAUGGAAAGGUGAAACAAGAAGUGUCAAUCAAACUCCAGAAUGUAGAAUCCGGAGAUAUAGAUCUUGAACUUGAGUGGCUUGCUCUUGACCAAUAGGUAUACAUUGCUGUUUUUGUUUGUCAUUUAUCCUUCUAUGACAAUUGUACUAUCUAUUAAGUUAAUAUCUCACACCAUUUUCUCUCUUCUUCUUUUUUCCUUCA